UCUCAGCUCUUAUUAGCUUUUGCGUUACGAGGACUGAAUUUCUGUGUUUGGUGAUGAUGGUUUUCAUGCACAGCAUUAUUUUCUUCAACACGGAGGAAAGGGGCAGAUUGCAAUGACCCAUCAAGCAGUCUUGGCCACAGUUACAGCUCAGGCACAUAUGCAACUUCAAGCAGCGUAUCCUCCUUCAUCAGAAGCAUUAGUUAGUCCUUCACACUCUGCAUCUGUCGACCCUGAACCAUUGCAACAGAAGCCUCCAUCUGUACCUGAGAACGACGUCUCUACCCCGGAGACGGUGCGACCUCCUCCAUCUGAACAAAAGUCUCAAUCUACUCAAAUCAAGACAAGUUCUUAUGAUGGAUACAACUGGCGGAAGUAUGGUCAGAAGCAGGUUAAAGGUGGUGAUAGAUCACGCAGCUACUACAGAUGCACAAACAUAAAUUGUUCUGCUAAGAAGAAGGUCGAGCGUUGUCCAGAUGGUCAAGAAACAGAAAUAAUUUACAGAGGUGAGCACAACCAUGACCCACCUCAAAAGAUGAAAUCCAUGGAAGAGAAAGGGGUUCAGUCUGUUGGGCCUUCUGGAGAGAAUGAAACCUUAGAUCUUCCAAGCAGUCAAGUUUAUGAAUCGGAACCUUUGACAUCAAAGGCAGACCAUAAUUCUGGUAACGGUACCCCUGAACGGCAAUUGUUUUGUUCUAGUGAUUGUGAAGGGGAUGCUGCAGUUAAUACCGAGGAGGAAAAUGCCAAUGAACCAUAUCCAAAAAGAAGGCUCAUUGAGACACAAAGCAUUGUGCCUUACUCAGCACCAGUCCUUAAAAUGAUAAAGGAACCAAAGAUUGUUGUGCAUAGUGCAUUUGAUGCAGCACAUAUAGGUGAUGGAUAUAGGUGGCGCAAGUACGGACAGAAAAUUGUCAAGGGAAAUCCUAAUCCCAGGAGCUACUACAGGUGCACUCACAGUGGAUGUCCUGUUCGAAAACACGUUGAACGAGCUUCAGAUGAUGCCAAAGCUGUUGUAAUAACCUAUGAGGGAAAUCACAACCAUGACCAGCCUCCCAUCAAAUGUGGCAGUGACCAAAGAAACCCCGCUGCCACAUCGGUAACCAAGGAUGUGCAAUCACGUACUUCUGACUCUUCAGUUGAUAAUAAACCCCCAACCGAAACCAAUAAAGAAUUCUCUGGUGAUAAAGCUUCAGAACUAGGAGAAGAGAAAGCACUGGAUUCAGCACAAACGCUUCUAAGCAUUGGAUGCAACUCAACCUCUGGAGAGAAAGCCAGUGGAACCAAUUCUGACGGCGUAAACCGAUCUCUCUUUAGUGAAAAUUGUUCUGCAGUUCCUGUCCAAAACUCGUAGAAUCAACAGGUUUGUUUUAAGUUAGAGGUUGUAUAUGCUCAUGUAUAGUGUUUGACCUGAGCUCUGUUGGUAGCGUCCCCUUAUUCAAACUUAACGAACUCUUUUUAUUUUUUUUCCUUCAUCUUUGUGUCAUCCAAAGUUGAGGCAGGUGGAAAAAUAGGUGUAAUGGAAAUUGUAUAUUUGCUGAGACCUCCAGAAGCCUGCUGGAUUAGAGAAUACCAAAGAAUCAAGGGGCUGAAUAUUAGUGAUUUCAUGUUGAGGAGGGGUAUAACUUGCAUUAUAAUUGGAAAUGAAGUGCAUAGAAGAAUUGAUUGGGAUA
This is a messenger RNA of Asparagus officinalis (garden asparagus), 1667 nucleotides long. RefSeq names its product probable WRKY transcription factor 4. The transcript is spliced from 4 exons. NCBI's taxonomy places the organism in Eukaryota, Viridiplantae, Streptophyta, Magnoliopsida, Asparagales, Asparagaceae. Gene Ontology annotation, biological process: regulation of DNA-templated transcription. Gene Ontology annotation, molecular function: sequence-specific DNA binding; DNA-binding transcription factor activity. The record is from RefSeq and is a predicted model, not a curated record. The coding region runs from base 113 to 1348 and encodes 411 amino acids.